AUGUUGAAGGUUGACAAUGUAACCUUGGCUCGCCGCGGUGACCAAGUUGACGGCACCCUUCACUUAACCCCUCACCACCUUAUCUUUUCACAUUUCCCGCCCCUCUCCAGUGACGACCAGGCCAAGGGUGUGACGGUCAGACCAAAAGAGCUUUGGAUUACCUAUCCAAUCAUUGCUUUCGGUACCCUGCGACUAGUUCCCGCGGCCUCCCGCCAACUAUCUUCUAUCCGUCUUCGCUGCCGUGAUUUUACGUUUGUCUGCUUCUACUUUACCAACGAACACAAGGCACGUGAGGUAUUUGAAAGCAUCAAACAAUGGACAUGCAAGUCUGGUCGGCUGGAUAAGCUCUACGCUUUUACCUACCAGCCGCCGCCUGUAGAGAAGGAGUUCAAUGGGUGGGAGUUAUACAAUCCCCGGAAAGAGUGGACGCGUCAGGGUAUCUUAAAGGAGAACUCUGGUUGGCGAAUAUCCGACAUUAAUACUGACUAUGGUUUCUCUCCUACAUACCCCGCGCUGAUUGCUGUACCCUCAUCUAUAUCCGACAAUACAAUCAAUUAUGCCAGCCGAUACCGUUCCAGAGCCAGAAUCCCCGCACUCACAUACUUCCACCCAGUGAACAACUGCACCAUUACUAGAAGUUCGCAACCCCUUGUUGGUGUACGCCAGAAUCGCAGCAUCCAGGAUGAAAAGCUACUUGCCACUAUCUUCUCAACUUCUCGAUCAGAACGACCUUUGGCUAGCUUUGCUCACUCCACUCUAGAGAACGAACAAUCAGAUUCCAGCAAUGGUAGCUCGGAGUGGAAUGACACAGGCCCUGACCUAUCAAAUGCCGAGGAGAUCAAAAAUGAUAUGCUGGCUGCUGCUCGUGCAGACCCUGAAGAUCAGCGCUUGAUAUAUGGUGCCCAGCAACAAAACCUCAUCGUUGACGCGCGACCCACAGUGAAUGCACUUGCAAUGCAAGCCGUUGGGAUGGGAUCUGAGAACAUGGACAACUACAAGUUUGCCACCAAAGUGUAUCUUGGCAUUGACAACAUCCAUGUUAUGCGUGAUUCUUUGAACAAGGUUGUCGAUGCCCUGAAAGACACCGACGUCACUCCCCUUGGUCCUAACCGGGACCAACUGGCCCGAAGCGGGUGGUUGAAGCAUAUUGCUGGCAUUUUGGAGGGGGCGAAGGUAAUCACCCGUCAAGUUGGCCUCCAGCAUUCCCAUGUCUUGAUUCACUGCUCCGAUGGAUGGGACAGAACAAGCCAACUCAGUGCCCUCAGCCAGGUCUGCCUAGACCCAUACUUCCGCACCUUAGAAGGAUUCAUGGUUCUGGUGGAGAAAGACUGGCUUUCAUUCGGACACAUGUUCCGGCAUCGGUCUGGCCAUUUGAACAGUGAAAAAUGGUUCCAGAUUGAAAAUGAGAGAAUCGGUGGUGACAACAACCGUGGAUUUGAAAGCAGCGGUGCAGGGCUGGCCCUUGAGAAUGCCCUCCGUAGCGCCAAAGGCUUCUUUGGCCGAGACAACAACAGCCGUGACUCGUUACAAGAGUCCGAAGGGGAGAUGCUGAGUUAUGAUUCUGAUACGCCAAACAAAAAACCCAGCCCAGCUCCACGUUCUGUUGUGUCCGAGAAGGAAGUUACCAAAGUGAAAGAAACAAGCCCUGUUUUCCAUCAGUUCCUUGAUGCAACAUACCAGCUGUUGCACCAAUACCCAACCCGCUUUGAAUUUAACGAGCGCUUCCUCCGCCGCCUGCUAUAUCAUCUAUAUUCUUGUCAAUUUGGAACAUUUUUGUUCAACAGUGAGAAAGAGCGGAUGGAUACAAAAGCCAAAGAGCGGACGCGCAGCGUGUGGGAUUGGUUCCUGGCCCGGAGAGAACAAUUCAUCAACCCACAGUAUGAUCCCGAAGUGGACGAUCAUAAGCGUGGCAAAGAACGGCUGCUCUUCCCUCGUCCAAGUGAAACACGCUGGUGGGCCGAGUCAUUCGGUCGAGCAGAUACAGAAAUGAAUGCCCCCCGAACUUUUGAUGCAUCGACGACGAGUGGCUCUGGUAGCCCUGGUGCAAACAGGACUCCUGUCUUGACUGCCGUUGAGACCGCACAGGAAACGGCGGCUACUGAAACAUCUGGCGCUAAUGUUUCCAACGUUGCAGCUUCGGGAUUAGCAGCAGUUACCUCAGGAAUAUCCAGCCUUGCAAUCCUCAAAAACAGCCAAUCUGGACCCAAAGGAGAGGCAAACCAGAAGAAAGAAAUGGAAGUCGAGAUGCAAUAA
This is a messenger RNA of Penicillium odoratum, 2253 nucleotides long. RefSeq names its product phosphatidylinositol-3-phosphatase YMR1. Gene Ontology annotation, biological process: dephosphorylation. The coding region runs from base 1 to 2253 and encodes 750 amino acids. The record is from RefSeq and is a predicted model, not a curated record. Gene Ontology annotation, molecular function: phosphatase activity. The transcript has 2 exons. Lineage: Eukaryota; Fungi; Ascomycota; Eurotiomycetes; Eurotiales; Aspergillaceae.